AUGAUGGACGAGGAUGACGUCGAGUUGCGCGCAUCGCUGUUCUCCUCCAAGCGAAAGUGCGCAUCGGUUGCUGUGCUGCUGCUCAUCAAUUUGCUCAAUUAUAUGGACAGGUGCGUUAGUUUAUGCUGA
This is a messenger RNA of Gongylonema pulchrum, 129 nucleotides long. The record is from the annotation of a GenBank genome assembly. NCBI's taxonomy places the organism in Eukaryota, Metazoa, Nematoda, Chromadorea, Rhabditida, Gongylonematidae.